AUGCCCCCGACGGCACCGUUCCGUGCGCAGUACGAACACGGAAAGCAUCUUGACGACCGAGCCCAAGCUCUGGAUAAGGGAAUGAAACCGUACAAGAAGACUGCCAACCCUCAGGGCAAGGCGGAAAAGAAACGCGGCAACCCGAAGUAUGGUGGGAAUCCACCGGAAACUCGUGAAUGGCAUAAUGGGGCGGCUGAACGCCUAGAAGAAGCUGGGCGAACAUGGAAGGCGGCGGGAGACGCGAGACAGAAGACAGCGCAUGAUUUCGUAGGGUAUGACAGUCUUCAGGGGCACCUAGGACAUAAACAACGCGUCGAGAAGUGCCACAAAUCUGGCGACAACAGAUUUCAAACGGCAGAGACGCAUAGAAAGGCAUUUUCGUAG
This is a messenger RNA of Colletotrichum siamense, 384 nucleotides long. RefSeq lists its product as uncharacterized. NCBI's taxonomy places the organism in Eukaryota, Fungi, Ascomycota, Sordariomycetes, Glomerellales, Glomerellaceae. Bases 1 to 384 code for a protein of 127 amino acids. The transcript is spliced from 2 exons. The record is from RefSeq and is a predicted model, not a curated record.